Asparagus officinalis (garden asparagus) is the source of this 926-nucleotide messenger RNA. Its product is annotated as UPF0481 protein At3g47200-like. The coding region runs from base 185 to 763 and encodes 192 amino acids. NCBI's taxonomy places the organism in Eukaryota, Viridiplantae, Streptophyta, Magnoliopsida, Asparagales, Asparagaceae. The transcript has a single exon. The record is from RefSeq and is a predicted model, not a curated record.
AUACAUGAUAGAUCAUAGCAUAAGUUGGGAUAGCUUGCGCAUUAGGACUUCCUUAUGGGCCCUAGAUAAUAUAACUUUAUCUCCCCAACCAUUCACCUUUUUCCAAACCCUCUCUCGAAUAUAACCAGCAGAUCACUUGCGACCAUUUCCAUCACAAAGAGAGGAAAACAAAAAGAUCAAAAGUAUGGGAGAGCAGCAGCAAUGGAUCAUCAACCUGCAAUCAGAGGUCGACGAGAUCAACUCUACGCCCUCCCUGCAGAGAAGGAAGACGCCGAGCAUCUACAGGGUGCCUAAGAUUUUAAGGGACCUCCACGAAGAGGCCUACACACCCCAGAUCAUCUCCAUUGGGCCCUAUCACCACGGCAAGCCCCACCUACAGAGCAUGGAGCCCGACAAACGCUUGGUUCUUGCCCAGUACCUUCAGCGGGCCGGUAUGACCGUGGCGCAGGUGGUGGAUGCCAUGAGGCCCAUGGUCCAGGAAAUCAUGGACUCGUACGAUGGUCUGGAGGAGCCUUGGACCAACGAGGAUCGGCUCUUGGAGCUGAUGAUACUUGAUGGGUGCUUCGUGUUGGAUUGUCAUAGACAGGAUUCUCUGCAACCCGAGGAAUCACAUCUCAGCCGGGGAUUGUGGUUGGACUUUUAUAGGCUAGAGAACCAAGUCCCGCUGUCUGUUCUUGAUAUCUUGAUUCGGAUCGGAGGAAACAGGGUAAUUUACUCUCGCUGUACUUAUUUGUUGCACUCGUACUUGGUUUAUAUAGUGUGAACACAUGUGGUAUUGUGGGGGCCACACAAUACAUGAUUGCAAUUACCCACGAGUGGGCCUGUUCGGGUUUCGUCCUGAACGAAAUUGAUGAGCGGUGCUAAUGCUAUAUAUACCCUAAAGUCGCUAGGGUUACUGUGUGGGGAAAAUUUUUUUUUGGCUGCAG